Messenger RNA from Ostrinia furnacalis (Asian corn borer), 1418 nucleotides. Its product is annotated as vegetative cell wall protein gp1. Bases 102 to 992 code for a protein of 296 amino acids. NCBI's taxonomy places the organism in Eukaryota, Metazoa, Arthropoda, Insecta, Lepidoptera, Crambidae. The transcript is spliced from 4 exons. The record is from RefSeq and is a predicted model, not a curated record.
UUAUCAGUUGGUGGGACAAAGUACGGGUCCAUUGCAUUCGCCAGCAAGGACGCGGUCGGAGAUGUAGAGACGCUGGAUAUGGCGGUAUUUUGGCGCAGUACAUGAAUGGCGGCAAGUUACAUGCGCGAGCGCAACCACCAGCGCGCCACUCUACAACCACUCUCCGACCCCGCAACAUGGCGGCUUUGCCUCUGCCCGUGCGCUUUCUAUGCCUCUUGGUGGCAGGGGUGCUAGCAGAUCCAAGCCCCGGCCGCGUGCCCAAAGUGUAUAACGCGCUCAUCACUUCAAACCAGAAUUUGGAGCCCAGCAAGGCGUACCCGGUCUACCAACCAGUGCUGCACGACGCAUUCACGUUCCCAUACCAACCAGCUGUCUUCUACAGAGAUUUUCCGUUGACUAACGGGAUACAACCAGUGCCUGCGGCGCCGUCUAAAGAUGCGAAACCAGUUGCGCCCGCAGCGCCGGAGCCGGCGCCCCAGGAGCCCCCGGAACAGAAGCCCCCCGCCGAGGAGAGCCCGGCGCCCAGCUCUCCCCCUAGCCACGAACCCACCCCUGCCCCGCCGCUUUCACCCAACACCCAGUCUCCCAUACCUUUAAAUCAAUUCGGACUUCCACCGCAAGUUCUCCCUUUAGGACGUUUCGAUCCAGCUUACAGUGGAUUCACACAAGUUGGACCUUUCACAUACACCUACCCCAAUAUUCGAUUCUACGACCCAUACGACCCCUUUUCUUUCAGUAGUUACAGUCCUUAUGCCUUGCCGUCCUUGUACAGGCCUCUGGGAAAUGUCCUGGAGCAAGGGGGGCCAGAACCUUCGGGCAAGGAAACUCUGUCCUCAGCAAGAGGACCUGCACCACAACAGCCACAAGCCCCACCUUCUGAGCCCAGUGAUCUCAAUGUAUUGAACUAUUCCUCAAAGGACCCUGCCAUACCCAAUGUCCCGCCCCCACCCUUGCCGGACGGAGGUCUGAAAUCUGAUGAUAAGUCCGAAUAGUUUCGUAAUAGAGUCGUAAUUUCUAAAAUACAUUAAACUAACAUUUAUGGGUUUUAUUGAACAUUAAAAAAAAAAAGCGUAUCACUUUCCAAGUUAUUAUAUAAAAAGAAAAAGAAAUGCGUUUAUGUUCCUUCUUUAUUUACUUGUACCUAUUCACAUCUAGGUAUAAAUGUACCUAUGUGUUUCUUAAAACAUUUUCAGUGUAGGUAUAAAAUAUUUUUUACAAGACAUCAUAAAAGUCUAUCUCCCAAUUGAGCUCUUUAGUUAAUUCCAAAGGUAUAUACCACUCGAAGUAGUAAUAAUCAAAAAAUUGGUUAAUGAGAUAAUAGUAGCUAACUCUACAGAUACAUAUUGUGAAUUUUUGGGAAUCAUACUUUACGUUCUCGUCAUAAGGAGACGUCGACUUGAUAUAAACACAGUCAGGUU